Molecule: messenger RNA, 12946 nt
Organism: Prionailurus viverrinus (fishing cat)
Lineage: Eukaryota; Metazoa; Chordata; Mammalia; Carnivora; Felidae
Gene: SPTBN5
Product: spectrin beta, non-erythrocytic 5
Exons: 69
Coding region: 1444-12879 (3811 amino acids)
Biological process (GO): actin cytoskeleton organization
Cellular component (GO): cell junction; cell projection; cortical actin cytoskeleton
Molecular function (GO): actin filament binding
Source: RefSeq, a predicted model, not a curated record
UGGAGCACCCCCCACAGAGGACUGACUGGAUCUGGGGCUAUGAGCGAGGAAGAACCCCGGGCUCAUGCCAACAUCAGGAUGCCAGCCAGUGGCAGGAGGGACCUCACAGGGGGAGGGCAGUAGAGGAGGAAGCUACUCCCAGAUGCAGGGGAGCUGCCCACCCCCCCCCCCCCCACAAGAGCACCAUGUCUCUCACUCCCAGCCACGGGCCUGAGGUUUCAGGGUGCUUUGUCCUGCUCAACUGUCAAGGGCAGGCUGCCAUGCUGCUCCUCUCAUUGUCCUUGGCUGUCAGGGACAGUGGCCUGAGCCUCUUCUCAGAGUCUCCUGGGCUGCUGGAUGAACCUACAGACACCCACCCCAGACCAGUGACUAUUACCCCAAGUUUAGCCAGACAUUCUGUGAAGCCACUCAAAUUAGAACUCUCUGGCAUGCAGUUCAAGAUUGCUCAGGGAAGGAAAGAGAGUUGCCUGCAGGCUCCCCCUGCCUCCACAGCUCGUGCCCUGAGCCAUGAGCCAUGAGCCUUAGCCAGUUCUGUGGAAGCACAGGUGCUGGGGGCCUCACCGUGAAGCUCCAAAGAGUGAACACUGUGUCUCUGGCUUUGGGGAAGACUGUUAUUUCCACAGACUUUGCAGCUCCAAGUUAUUCCUUCCCAAGAGGAGAGCUCACUUCAGAAAGUGGCCCCUGGGCAUGAGGGAGCACCCACCAUUUGGCCCUGGGCCAGGUCAGGGCUUGGAAAGCCAAGCCCAGAGUCCAAGGACUCUCCUCCAUCUAUGGUGGCAUUCCCCUGGACAGGAUGGGAGGGCUAUGGCCCAGCAUCCCUCCCAUCCCACCCCUGUGGGUGCUCACAAAGAGGCCCUGCAGGGGUGCAGAAGGGCAGUCCCAGACCGUGGGUGCAGAAGCUUCUGACCAGAGGCUCUGCCAUUUGGAUGCCUUUUACCUGGACUGUAACACCCCCACGGCACUCUUACCCAGAGCCAACUUGAGGCCCAUCCCAUGGGCCUCUGCAUCUUGACAGCCAGGACCCCCACCUGACAUUGGGGGCAUCUGAGGUGGGAGGAGGAUGAAGGAGGAGAUCUGGAGCAACAGUCUGGAGCAUUCCUGAGCCACCCCCUCCCAGUCUGGGCCAUGCCCUCUGGCAGGUGGGAGGACAAUGCCGGCUGUGUGCCGUCACCCCUGCCCCACUCGCUCAAGAGGAGGGCCAUGGCGUGGCCCCAGCUCCAGCCUUGGCCUCUCCUGUGGUUCUCUCCCUCCCCACACAGCCCCUGCUAUCUGCCAUUUCCAUCCGUCCAGUAGGGUCUCCUUCCAGGCACAGACAACACCAAGGCUGCAGGCCCCAGGGCUGGUCAGCCCCAUAGUCCCCAGCAGCUCCUUGGGGCUACAGGGUGCCUGAAGCAGGGGACCAGCCACAGAGCCCCACGGUAGUGCUCCCAGCCCUGUCCCACCAUGGACUCCGCGUAUGAGAUGAGCCACAUUCGCAAGCUCCAGGCACAGCACAUGCGGAUGCAGGAGAAGACUUUCACCAACUGGAUCAACAACAUCUUCCAGCACGGCCGGGUGGGCAUCAAGAUCCAGAACCUGUACACAGAGCUGGCCGAUGGCACCCACCUACUGCGGCUGCUGGAACUCAUCUCAGGGGAGGCCCUGCCACCCCCCAGCCGGGGCCGCAUGCGAGUACACUUCCUGGAGAACAGCAGCCGAGCUCUGGCUUUCCUCAGGGCCAAGGUGCCAAUACCCCUCAUUGGGCCAGAGAACAUCGUGGAUGGAGACCAGACACUCAUCCUGGGACUCAUCUGGGUCAUCAUUCUGCGUUUCCAGAUUUCCCAAAUCUGCCUGGACAGGGAGGAGUUUGGGGCCAGCGCAGCCCUGCUGUCUGCCAAGGAAGCUCUGUUGGUCUGGUGCCAGCGGAAGACGGCCUGCUAUGCCAAUGUCAACAUCACCGACUUCUCCCGCAGCUGGAGUGACGGACUCGGCUUCAGUGCCCUUAUCCAUGCACACAGGCCAGACCUGCUUGACUACUGCUCCCUGCGCCCCGAGCGCCCACUACACAACCUCGACUUGGCUUUCCGCGUAGCUGAGCAGGAGCUGGGCAUUGCUCAACUGCUGGACCCCGAGGACGUGGCUGCUCUCCAGCCCGAUGAACGCUCCAUCAUGACCUACGUCUCCCUCUACUACCACCACUUCUCCCGCCUGCACCACGAGCAGACCAUCCAGAGGAGACUCGCUAAGAUCCUGCUUCAGCUCCAGGAGACAGAGGAGCUGCAGACCCAGUACGAGCAGCUGGUGGCCGACCUGCUGCGCUGGAUUGCGGAGAAGCAGGUGCAGCUGGAGGCACGGGAUUUCCCAGACUCCCUGCCUGCCAUGCGCCAGCUACUGGUGGCCUUUGCCUUCUUCCGCACCCAGGAGAAGCCACCACGGCUGCAGCAGCGAGGGGCCACAGAGGCCCUGCUCUUCCGGCUGCAGACGGCACUCCGAGCCCAGAAUCGCAGGCUCUUCCUGCCUCACGAGGGCCUGGGCCCCGCAGAGCUGUCCCAGCGCUGGGCAGUCCUGGAGCGGGCAGAGGCCUCAAGAAGCCAGGCCCUGCUGCGGAGGAUCCUACAGCUAGAGCGGCUGGAAACCCUGGCCCGGCGCUUCCAGCGCAAGGCAGCCCUCAGGGAGAACUUCCUGACAGACACAGAGCAAAUGUUGGACCAGGCCACAGCUGCCGCCCCACCAGCCAGCCUGGCCACAGUGGACGCAGCUGCCCAGAGACUGGGCAUGCUGGAGGCCAGCAUCCUGCCCCAGGAGGGGCGCUUCCAGGCCCUGGCCGAGAUCGCAGACAUCCUUCAGCAGGAGCAGCACCAUGGCUGGGCAGAUGUGGCCCGCAGGCAACUGGAGAUCACUGGGCGCUGGGAGCAACUCCUUCAGCGUCUCCAAGGGCAGAAGAAGCAGAUGGCAGGUCUGCAAGCUGUGCUGAGCCUGCUGCAGGAGGUGGAGACUGCCUCCAACCAGCUCAAGGAGCUACAGGUGCUGGCCAGCUCCACGGCCUGUGGGCAGCAGCUGGCUGAGACAGUGGAGCUCCUGCAGAAGCAUGACCUGCUGGAGGCCCAGGUCUCAGCCCACGGGGCCCAUGUGCGCCAUCUUGGCCUCCAGACCUCGCAGCGGGACUCCUCCCUGGGUACUACUGUGGAGGUGCUGCAGGCCAAGGCCCAGGCACUGGCCCAGCUUCACGGGAGCCUGGUGUCUCUUCUAAGGGCCCGGCGCACCUUGCUGGAGCAGACCCUGCAGCAGGCAGAGUUCCUGCACAACUGCGAGGAGGAGGAAACCUGGUUGAGGGAGCACGAACAGCUGGUGGAGGAUGAAGCCCUGGGCCGGGACCUUAGCCAGAUCAGAGCAGCCCUGCAGAAACACAAGGCCCUGGAAGCCGAGCUCCGCCACCACCAGGCCAUGUGCACUGAUCUCGUGCGGAGGGGAUGUGACCUGGGAGCCUGCGGGCACCCCACGCGGCCAGACCCCAGGGAGCGGGCCCAGGCACUGCAGGGCGCGUGGCAGCGGCUCCGGGUCUCCACAGCUAGGCGGGGCGCUCGGCUGCACGCGGCUAUGCUCGUCCAGGAGUACUUCAGUGAUGCGGCUGACGCGGCCUCGUGGCUGCGGGAGCAGCAGUCGGCUCUGCAGAGCGCGUCCCGCGGGCGGGACCAGACGGCCGCAGAGGCCCUGCUGCUGCACCACCAGCGACUGGAGCGUAGCCUGCACGCCUUCGGGACGGAGCUACGGCGAUUGGACGAGCAGGCACGGGCGGCCGCAACCCAAGUGUCGCUUACCGUACAACCAUUGGCCCCACCCUGCCAAGCCUCGUGUUUAGGGGAGUCCCCUCUGGACACACUGCCCUGUGUCCUGUCAGCACAGGUGGUAUCUGCCCUGAGCUCUCCAAAGGAAGGCCCGAGGAACCUCCGGACCUGGAGUGAGGUUUCCUGCCACUCUGGGCCCCCAAGCACUCAGAAGAUGGUCCUCUCCGCUGAGCUUGACCCUGACUUUGACCCUAACACCAUACUCCAGACACAGGACUGCUUGAACCAGGACUAUGAGGGCCUGGGGGCCCUGGCAAAGCACCGCAGAGCUCAGUUGGAGGAGGCAGUGGCCCUAUUUGGCUUCUAUGACUCAUGUGGAGAGCUGCAGUCAUGGCUGGAGAACCAGACCGCACUGCUCCAAAUGCUGCAGCCCCAGGCGGAUGACUUGGAAGCCACGCGGCUCAAGUAUAAGAACUUCCUCACUGCCCUGGCUGUGGGAAGGGGCUGCUUGACUGAGGUCAGCAGCUCUGCUGAGCAGCUGAAGCAGAGGUGUCCUGAAGAUGCCCCCAGAAUUCAGCAACAGCAGGAGGAACUGAGCCAGAGGUGGGGGCAGCUGGAAGCCCUGAAGAAAGAGAAGGAAAUGCAGCUGGCACGCACCACGGACGUGUGCAGUUUUCUGCACAAGUUCAGAUCCACACAGGUCCAACUGCGAGACCUGAUACUCCGGCUGGAAACCCUGGAGCUGGGGCAGUCAGAGGACAGCCACCGCGUCCUGCAGCUGGCCCAGCAGAAGAUGCCGGUACUGGAGAGAAGCGUGUACCACUUGCAGAGGAUCACCAUCAAAGCUGAAGAGGCGGGCCCCACAGAGAAUCAGUGCCUGAGAGGACAGGUGGAGACGCUGCAGGGGCUGCUGGAGCAGGUACAGCAGCACGUGGCCCGACAGGCCAGGGCCCAGGCCGAGGCACGGACACGGCAGAGCUUCCUACAGGACAGCCAGCAACUGCUGCUGUGGGCAGAGGGCGUCUGGGCUCAGCUGCACAGUGAAGAGAAGGCGGUGGACAUGGCCUCGGCCCAGAGGCUGCUGAUGGAGCACAGAGACCUUCUGGAGGAGAUACAGCUGCAGCAGGAGAGGCUGCAGCAGCUGGAGGCCCAGGGCCAGCCCAUUGCAGCCUCGGACUCUCCGGACUCCGAAGAGGUGGCCCGUGUUCUGAGGCUCCUGAGCCAGCGAGGCUGGGGACUGCAGGCCGCCUGGGAGCAGAGACGGCAGCAGCUGCAGGAGGGGCUGGAGCUGCAUAGAUUCGGCAGAGAUGUAGAUGACUUCACUGCCACUUGUGCCAGCCACGAGGCCUUCCUGCGGCAGGACCACCUUGGGGAGGAUGUGGGGAUGGCCCAGAGCCUGCUGCAGCAGCACCAAGAGUUUGGACACCUGCUGGGCAUCCUUGGGCCUCGAGCAGAGGCUCUGCGGGCACGUGGCGAGAAGCUGGCCCAGAGCCAACACCCUGCUGCGCGCAAGGUCAGAGAGCAGCUGCAGAGCAUCCAGGGACGGUGGACCGGGGUCCAGGAGAGGAGUGAGCAGAGGAAGAGGCAGCUGCUGGCCUCCCUCCAGCUCCAGGAAUGGAAACAGGAUGUGGCAGAGCUGAUGCUGUGGAUAGAGGAGAAGGGGCUGAUGGCAGCACAUGGGCCUUCCCAAGAGCCCAGCAACAUCCUGCAGCAACUCAAGCUGCACAGAGCAGCUGAGCGAGCACUGCUGGCCACCUACGGGCACAUGGAGGCCCUGCAGCAGGUUGGGAGACAGCUGUUGAGCAGCAGGCUCCAUGCCCAGGAAGAUGUGCAGGGAAGCCUCCAGGGCCUGAGUAACAAGUGGGAAGAGUUGAGGCACAAGAUGGCAGAGCGUGGGGACCAGCUCCAAAGAGCUAGGCAGCAGGCCCAGCUUCUGCAGCUGCUGCAGGAUGCCAAGGAGAAGAUGGAGCAGCUGGAGGGGGCUCUGCAGAGUGCAGAACCAGGGCAGGACCUGGGCUCAAGCCGGCGGCGACAGAAAGAGCACUGCCAACUGGAAAGCGAGAGCCAGGCGCUGGCCAGCAAGAUAGCUGCCCUCGUCGCCCAGGCAGAGCGGGGACUCACCUCCCAGACCGUCACGGAAGAGACCCAGAAGUACCUGCAGAGAUUCGAGUCCCUGCAGGAACAUCUGGCCACUCGGCACGUACAGCUGCAGGCCUCACUUGAGCUGUACCGGUUCUACCAGCUGAGCGACCUGGAGUUCACUUGGGUGGCUGAGCACAUGCCCAGAGCCAGCUCCACCAGCUCCACCGGAUGCUUGAAUGAUGCUCAGAGACUUUGCCACAAGCAUGAGGUGCUCCAGGCAGAGGUGAAAGCCCACCAGGGACAGGUGCAAUGGGUGCUGGGUUCUGGACGGAGUCUCGCAGCCUCGGGUCACCCCCAAGCCCAGCGCGUCAUGGAGCAGUGCCAGAAGCUGGAAGGCCUCUGGGCAGAGCUGGAGCGGACAUGUGAGGUGCAGGCCCAGUGCCUACAGCAGGCUGUUGCUGUCCAGCAGUAUUUUCUGGCUGCAUCAGAGCUGGAGGACUGGGUGAAGGAGAAAUGGCCACUGGUGAGCAGUCAGGACUAUGGUGGAGACAAGGCAGCCACUUCCAGGCUCAUUGGGAAGCACCAGGCCCUACAGCAGGAGCUGGUUCUUUAUUGGAGCUCCAUGGAGAAGCUUGACCAGCAGGCCCACACCCUCACUGGCCCCGGGGCCCCUGAGCAGCUGGAAGUGGUGCGGGAGAGGCUUCGGGAGCAGCUGCAGGCGCUGCAGGCGUUGGCAAUCACACGGGGCCGGGAGCUGGAGGGGACUCUGAAGCUGCAUGAGUUCAUGGGAGAGGCCGAGGAGCUAUGGAGCUGGCUGGCUAGCCAGAAGCAGGUGGCCAGGGAAGGGGAGAGCCUCGGAGAAGACCAUGAGCACGUCCUGCACCUCCACACCAAGUUUGCAAAGUUUCAGCGCCAAGUAGAGUUGGGUGGCCAGCGGGUGGCAACCUGCCAGCAGCUGGUAGAGAGCCUGCUGGAGCUUGGGCAUCGUGCUGCCCCCGACGCCCACCAGAGGCAGCAGGACCUGCAAGCUUCCUGGUCAGAGCUGCGGGAGCUGACCCAGGCCCAGGGCCACCGGCUCCAAGAUGCCGAGGUCACCCUCAGAGUUCACAGAGAUCUGUCGGAAGCCCUCAGGCAGGUCCAGGAGAAGACCACAAGCCUCCCCAAUGAUGUGGCCUCAGACCUGCGUGGGCUGGAGGCCCAGCUGAGGAGACACGAGGAGCUGGAGCAUGAGCUCCUGAGCACUGGGCGGCAGCUGCAGGAACUGCUGGAGACUGCGAGCAGGGUACAGAAGCUGGGUAGGGGACCCCAGGCCCAUGCGGUGCAGCAGAGGCAGCAGGCUCUGGUGAAGUCCUGGGAGGCCCUGAAGCUAUACUCGGAGCAGCGCAGGACUCAGCUGCAGCGGGCGUGCCUCCUGGCCCGUUUCCACAGAUCAGUGCAGGAAUACACCUCCUGGGUGGCCAGAGCGUGGCAGGAGCUGCAGGGAGAGGAGAGCUCCAGGGAGCCCAGCAGUGGCCUUCUAAAACUCGUCGCCCACCAACAGCUUCGGGCAGAGCUGGAAGCCCGGGAUGAACUGCACCAGAGGGCCUCCAAGCUGGGCCAGCAGGUGCUUCUGGCUGCAGGGACACCCAUCAAGGAGGUCCAGGAAAUGCUGCAAGGCCUGCAGGAUGAGCGGGAACAGAUGUUCCAGGCCUGGGAGCAGAAGGAAAAGAAACUACAAGCCAUGUACCAGGAGCAGAUCUUCCUCAGGAAGUGUACCCUCCUAGAUCAGAUCCUCACAGCCCAAGAGGUCUCCCUGAAAACCAGUGCCCUGGGGAGCUCAGUGGAAGAGGCAGAGCAGUUGGUGCACAAACACAAGAUCUUCCAGAAAGUUCUGACUGCCCAAGAUGAGCAGGAGGCAGCUCUGUGUGAGCAGGCGAAGACCCUUGGGGGUCCCAAGGUGCAGGAUGGGCUCCGCACAGUGCUAGAGCAUCGGGCUCGAGUGAAGGACCUGGCGGAGAGCCGGGGUCGUGCCUUGCACACCUCUCUGCUGCUGACUGGCUUCACCACGGCCGUGACCCAGGCUCAGGUCUGGAUCCAGGAGCGAGUCCAGCAGCUGAAAGAGCCAAUCCGUCCCGGGGACCUGAAAGAUAACUUGAGACAUCUGAGGAAACACCAGGCCUUUGAGGCUGAAGUCCAGGCCCACGAGGAGGUGAUAAUCUCUGUUACCAAGGAUGGCGAGGCUCUCGUGGCACAGAGCCACCCUCAGGUAGGAGAAGUCUCCCAGAGGCUGUGGGUCCUGCAGGAACACUGGCAGAAGCUAAGGCAGGCAGUGGCUCUUCGGGGCCAGGACCUGGAGAACAAACGGAACUUCCUGGAGUUUCUGCAGAAAGCAGACCUUGCAGAUGCCUGGAUCCAGGAGACGGAGGCGAUGGUGGACAUGGGCGACCUGGGCCGGGACCUUGAGCACUGUCUGCAGCUCCGCAAGCAACUCCGCAAGCUCCGAGGAGUCUGGGCCCAGGACACAGUGGAUGACACCCACAUCAGGAGCAUCAAUGACUUGUCCCGGAAGCUCCAGAACCUGUGCCCUGAGCAAGUCAAGACCGUCUGCCAGCGGCGACACCAGCUGAACAACAGGUGGAAGAGUUUCCAUGACAACCUACUCCGGUACCAGCAGCAGCUUGAAGGGGCCCUGGAGACACACACAUUGUCGGGAAAGCUGGAUGACCUCACUGAGCGGAUUGGGGAAAAGGCCGCCCUGGUCCAGGCCCUGGACUGUGGGAAAGAUCCGGAGAGCGUGCAGAGGCUGAUAUGGAAACACAAGGAGUUGGAGCAGGAAAUGGGCCUCAUCCAGGCCCAGGUGGAGUCCCUAGAGUGUGAGGUGGGCCGCCUCUGCCAGAGAAGCCCUGGGGCAGCCCAUAGCCUCAGCCACAAGCAGAGGGAGAUGACGGACAGUUGGUGGCAGCUCCGGAGUGGGGCCCAGAAGCGGAAGGAGUCACUGGAUGCCUUGCACCAAGCCCAGAAACUGCAAGCCGCGCUACAGCACUUUCUGGUCUGGGCCCGGAGGCUGCGGGCUGAGAUGGAUGCCCAAAGCCCCCCCCGCAGCCCUGCAGAGGCCCGGCGCAUGAUAGCGGGGCACUGGGAGCUCAAGGCCGAGCUGGACUCCCAGAGAGACAGCUUCAGCCUGGCCCGAAGCACUGGGCAGCGACUGCUUGCAGAUGGGCACCCAUCCACCCCCGACAUCCUCCAGGCCCUGGCUGGUUUAGACCAGGAGCUGAACACCCUGGAGAGGGCCUGGCAGGGGCACCAGCACCAGCUGCAGCAGGCCUUGGAGCUCCAGCUGGUUCUGAGUUCUAUGGAGCAGGUGGAAAUUUGGCUCUGCAGCCGGGAGGACUGCCCAGCUAGUGAGGUUCUGGGGGACCCUUCGGCCAAUGUGGAGACCCUCCUGUGGAAGCACAAGGUGCUUGAGCGGGGUCUGGAGGCACAGGCUGAAAAGAUCAGUGCCCUGGAGGCGGCAGCCCACAGCCUGCAGCGGGGUGGGCACCCAGAGGCGCAGAGGGCCCUGGGCCAGUGCCAGGCCCUGCUCCUGAGGAAAGAGGCGCUCAUAGAGCGAGCCGCGAGCCGUCGCCGCCAGCUGGAGGAGCUCGGGCAACUGCAGACUUUCCUGCAGGACUCCUUGGAGGUGGCCAUGUGGCUGAGGGAGAAGGACUCGGUGGCCCUGGAUGAGGGCUGGAGGAACCCAGCUCUGCUGCAGACACAGCUGUGGAAGCAGAAGAGUCUCCAGGCUGAGCUCGACGCAAGUGUCCACCACCAACAAAGGCUGCAGGUGGAGGGGCAGAGGCUGCUGCAGGAGGGCCACCCAGCCUCAGAGACCAUCCGGGAACGGCUGCAGGAGCUGGGAGAGCUCUGGGACAGGCUGCAGGCCAACAGCCGGAGGAAGGCGGCCACACUUCAGGAAGCUUGCGAGGCCCUGCGUCUCCGGCGGAGUGUGGAAGAACUGGAGAGCUGGCUGGAGCCUGUGGAGGUCACGCUGAGAGCCCCCAUCCCGGGCCGGGACCAGCCCGGGUUGGACGAGCUCCUGGGGGCUCAGGGCGGGCUGGAGGCGGCAGUAGACAGGCAGGCCGGGCAGGUGCAGCUACUGCUGGGCCAGGCUCAGGUCUUGACACGGGAAGGCCACUGCCUCGCCCCAGAUCUGGAAGACCGGGCCCAGAAGCUGCUGCGGAGGUUUGAGAGCCUUCAGGAGCCCCUGCGGGAGCGCAGAGAGGCCCUGGAGGCUCGGAGCCGCCUCUCGCAGUUCUUCAGGGAUGCUGAAGAAGAGAUGGCAUGGGUGCAGGAGAGGCUGCCUCUGGCCGCCACCCAGGACUGCGGGCAGAGUCUGAGCGCCGUGUGGCACCUGCAAGAGAAGCACCAGAACCUGGAGAGUGAGAUCAGCAGCCACGAGUCCCUGACUCAGGCCGUGGUGGACGCAGGACACAAGCUAGUGCGGGCUGGGCACUCGGCCUGUGACGUGGCUGUCCGGGUACAGCAGCUGGAGAAUGCCAUGGGCUCCCUGCGGGCACAGGUGACACAGAGGCGGCUGCUGCUACAGCAGGCUCAGGAGGCCCAGCAGUUCCUGACAGAGCUCCAGGAGGCAGAAUCCUGGCUGGAAGAGCAGGGCCGUGUCCUGGACAUCGAGGAUGUGGGCCAGAGUGCCGAGGCCACGCGCGCCUUUCUGCGGCAGCUGGAGGCCACCACGAGGGACCUAGAGGGCUUCAGCGUGAGAAUUGAGAGGCUACAGCAGACAGCAGCUCUCCUUGAGAGCAGACAGAACCCAGAAAGCCCCAGGGUGCUGGCCUGGAUGCGGGCAGCGAGGGAGGCCCACUCGGGGCUGCUGCAGAGGGUGGAAGGCAGGCGGCAGGGUCUGCAGGAGCAGCUACAGCUCCACCAGCUGGAACGGGAGGCCCUGCUCCUCGACGCCUGGCUGGCCAGCAAGGUGGCCACCGCUGAGUCCCAGGACCACGGGCAGGACCUGGAGGCUGCCAAGGUGCUGGAAGAGAAGUUUGAUGCUUUCAGAAACGAAGUUCAGAGCCUGGGCCAGGCUAAGGUGCAGGCCCUGAGGGAGCUGGCAGGCUCCCUGGAGCGGACAGCACGCAGGCACAAGCCUCAGAUUCAAGCCCAGAGGAGUCGCAUCGAGGCGACUUGGGAGAGGCUGGACAGGGCAAUGAAAGCCCGCACACAGAGCCUGGCCACAGCCUGUGAAGUUCUUGGCUUUGAGCAGGAAGUGGCCCAGCUCCAGGGCUGGAUGCAGGAGAAGGUCACCCUGAUGGCGAGAGACAUCUGUGGCCACAGUCUGUCAUCGGUGCAGACCUUACAGCAACAGCACAGGUGUCUGGAGAGGGAGCUGGCAGCUAUGGAGAAGGAGGUGGCCCGGAUGCGGAUGGAGGCCUGCAGACUGGGCCAGCUAUACCCUGUGGUUCGGGUGGGCCUGUCUGAGCAGGUGGCCAAGAUGGAAGAUGCCUGGGCCACCCUGGACGUGAAGGCCCAGGAGCAGGGUCAGCAGCUGGAGCAGGCCGCCCGGGGCCAUGCCUUCCUCGGCCGCUGUAGGGAACUGCUAGCAUGGGCUCAGGAGAAGCAGGUUCUGGCUUCAUCACAGGAGCUGGCUGGGGACCUGGUGGGGGCCGAGCAGCUCUUGGUGCAGCAGGAAGAGCUGGGGCAAGAAAUCAAGGAAUAUUGCCUUCGGGCCCAGGACAUACGGCAGGAAGGACAGCAGCUGGUGGACAGUGGCCACUUCAUGUCCCCCGAGGUGACAGGGUGUCUGCGGGAGCUGGAAGGGCAGCUGCAGGCACUGGCGGAGGCCUGCGCCCUACGCCAGGAGCGCUGCGAGGAGAACUGGGGCCUGCAGAAGCUGCGGCAGGAGCUGGACCAGGCCGAGGCCUGGCUGGCCUCCCGAGAGGGCCUGCUGCUGGACCCCAACUGCGGGCACUCGGUGGCUGAUGUGGAGCUGCUGCUCCAUGGACACCAUGACUUAGAAAAGUCACUGGCAGCCCAGCAAGAGAAGUUUGCCCAACUGCAGAGGGAGACAGGGGUGGAACAGAAGCUGCUGCAGCAGGGGACAGGGCUGAAACCCAGGAGUGCUGGCCACCAGUUUACCUCCCUCCAGCAUAGGCCUCUCGGAAGCUGGGGGCCAGUACAGCUGGCUGAGACAAGGGACCUGCAGCCAGGUGUCCCCAUUGGGUCACACACACCCUUGGCCACCACUCUUUUCCUGGAAUGUGCAGCCAGGCAGCAGGAGCCCAGUGGGGCUGGGGCUGUAGGGGAUGCAAAGGGUGCCCCCACCAUGGAAGGAUUUUUGGAGCUCAAGCAGCAAUGGCCUGCAGAGAGGCAGCCCAGCUCAAGCCCCUGGGAUUGCUGCUGUGGGACCCUGGGGGGCAGUUCCCUGAGCCUCUUCUGGGAUAAGAAGACUGCAGCAGAAGUACUGGGCAGUGGAAUACAGGCAAGGCAGAAGACAGAGAGGCCCAUGGAGAAGAGUGGACAUGGCCAUUGUGACCCCUCUCACCUCUCUUCUCAGAACGUGGCCCCCAUGGACACCCUUGAUCUCACAGGAGCCCAGUGUGAGAGGCUGAGCAGGCUGAGCAGUGGGGUGGAGAUCCCGUAUGCAGCACCAUCAGAACAGCAUGCCUGGAGCUGGCAUCGAGCCCUGAGUGGCACGGCAGUUCUGGAAGCUGGGAAGUCCAACAGCAAGGCACCAGCCGACUGCAUGUCUGCCCACUGUCUGAGCCUGGAGCACCGAGCCAGACCUCUGGGCUUCACUGUUGAGCCCACUGCUGAGAGGGCGCCCAAGACAGCCGCCUCGCUCAGCUUCCAAGGCUGGCCCCUGACCACCUCAGUGAGGGAACCGCAUGUGAGUGCUGACGGUCAGCUGCAGCCCAUGGAGUUGCUGCAGGCUGCUGGCCUUGCCCAGGAACCUGCCCAAGGCUCCCACCGCCUUUCCUGCCCAGGCCAAGCCCAAGGUCUGGGCCCUGAAGCAAACCCUGAGAUGGCACCAAACCUCGAGGCUACAAACAAGGACAGCCUCUAGGGGAACAGAAUGAGACGGUGCUGCCAGGCCCCUCAGGACCAAAUUCUGGAACAGACGGUUCCUUGUU